ACUACCGAGGCAACCACGACACCUGCCCCGACAACAACUACCGAGGAAACCACGACACCUGCCCCGACAACAACUACCGAGGAAACCACGACACCUGCCCCGACAACAACAACCGAGGAAACCACGACACCUGGCCCGACAACAACUACCGAGGCAACCACGACACCUGCCCCGACAACAACAACCGAGGAAACCACGACACCUGCAACCACGACACCUGCCCCGACAACAACAACCGAGGCAACCACGACACCUGCCCCGACAACAACAACCGAGGAAACCACGACACCUGGCCCGACAACAACUACCGAGGAAACCACGACACCUGCCCCGACAACAACUACCGAGGAAACCACGACACCUGCCCCGACAACAACUACCGAGGCAACCACGACACCUGCCCCGACAACAACAACCGAGGAAACCACGACACCUGCCCCGACAACAACUACCGAGGCAACCACGACACCUGCCCCGACAACAACUACCGAGGCAACCACGACACCUGCCCCGACAACAACAACCGAGGCAACCACGACACCUGCCCCGACAACAACAACCGAGGCAACCACGACACCUGCCCCGACAACAACCACCGAGGCAACCACGACACCUGCCCCGACAACAACUACCGAGGAAACCACGACACCUGCCCCGACAACAACUACCGAGGCAACCACGACACCUGGCCCGACAACAACAACCGAGGAAACCACGACACCUGGCCCGACAACAACAACCGAGGAAACCACGACACCUGGCCCGACAACAACAACCGAGGAAACCACGACACCUGCCCCGACAACAACUACCGAGGCAACCACGACACCUGCCCCGACAACAACAACCGAGGAAACCACGACACCUGCCCCGACAACAACUACCGAGGCAACCACGACACCUGCCCCGACAACAACAACCGAGGAAACCACGACACCUGCCCCGACAACAACUACCGAGGCAACCACGACACCUGCCCCGACAACAACUACCGAGGCAACCACGACACCUGCCCCGACAACAACAACCGAGGCAACCACGACACCUGCCCCGACAACAACUACCGAGGCAACCACGACACCUGCCCCGACAACAACUACCGAGGAAACCACGACACCUGCCCCGACAACAACUACCGAGGCA
Micropterus salmoides (largemouth bass) is the source of this 1143-nucleotide messenger RNA. Its product is annotated as mucin-2-like. The transcript is spliced from 2 exons. Lineage: Eukaryota; Metazoa; Chordata; Actinopteri; Centrarchiformes; Centrarchidae. The record is from RefSeq and is a predicted model, not a curated record. The annotation marks the transcript as partial.